Molecule: messenger RNA, 2004 nt
Organism: Acanthocheilonema viteae
Lineage: Eukaryota; Metazoa; Nematoda; Chromadorea; Rhabditida; Onchocercidae
Source: the annotation of a GenBank genome assembly
AUGUAUAGCGGAACACCGAUGAAUGCUCUACGAGCGAAGUAUCGGUUAGCCGAGGAUCAACAUCGUAAAGGUUUGAAAGCAAUGGAAAGUGAUGAGUACAAAUGCGCUUCUGCUGCAGUUGAUAAUGUAAGCAAGAUCUUGAAGAACAACCGAAAGUCAUCGAUUACUCGAAUGCUGAACGAUACCGCUAAGGGUUUGAAGCACGUUUAUCAACUCUCACAUCCGUCCCAGGAAGAUCUUACUUAUGAUCUCUUCAAAUGUUCCAAAAAACCCGAGGAAGCUUCUUUGGGAAAAUUACUUUCUGUUUUGCGAUCAUUCGGCAUCCGUGAAGACGAUCCACGAUUGAAACAUACGAUUGAAAAAAUGCAUGAAUAUGAACUACAAAUUGAGGAUGAUUGCGAUACUAGACACUGCCUAUUAAACAAAGAACAAUUCAAAGAAUGUAUUCGGCCCAGCAUUAAUUUAAUUGCCCAGACACUUCGCAACGAUUUAAUUAUUCCAUGUUGGGGCGAAUUUAUUGCCAAGAUCAAAGAAAUUUUUGAUGAAUGCGCAAAUAUUCAUGAAGGCAAAGUAGCAGAUUAUAUUCCUCAGUUGGCUAGGAUGGAUCCGAAAAAAUGGGGUCUUUCCAUAUGUACGAUUGACGGACAACGUAUCAGUUAUGGUGACGCACGUGUACCAUUUUGUUUUCAGUCCAUAUCAAAAGCUUUUAACUAUGCGAUAGUGGCUUCUGAUUUGGGAGCAGAUUUCGUCCAUAACUAUGUGGGCCAUGAACCAUCCGGGCGAUUAUUCAAUGAAAUAUGUCUGGAUUGCAACGGUAAACCGCAUAAUCCUCUCAUAAAUGCUGGAGCAAUUAUUGUCACAUCACUGCUGAAAAUGGGACACAAAAUGGCUGAUCGUUAUGACUUUGUAUUAACACAAUACAGAAAACUGGCAGGAGGUGGUUACAUAGGAUUUAAUAAUGCGACCUUCCUUUCGGAACGCGAUACCGCAGAUCGUAAUUAUGCGCUUUCUUACUACAUGAAAGAAAAUAAUUGCUUUCCUGGUUCAGUAUCGCUGCGAGAUGAGCUGGAUUUCUAUUUUCAGUUAUGUUCAUUGGAAACAACAUGUGAAAGUGCUGCAGUAAUGGCAGCAACUUUAGCUAAUGGAGGUGUUUGCCCACUUACCAACGAAACAUGCAUUAGUGCUCGACCAUGUCGUGAUAUUCUUUCACUGAUGUAUUCAUGUGGAAUGUACGACUACAGUGGCCAAUUCGCAUUUCAGGCAGUACCAAAUUUGAUGGGAAUUUGUAUUUGGUCACCGCCUUUGGAUAAAAUGAGUAAUAGCGUGCGUGGUGUAAGCUUCUAUACCAAGAAAAUAGAUCCCCGAAAGCGUGGAAUGCCAAAUGAAUCCGAACUAAUUCUCGAAAUGAUGUUUGCAACAAAGAAAGGCGAUAUUGAUGAUGUCCGAAGAAUGUUUUUGGGUGGUAUUGACUUGAAUAUGUCAGACUAUGAUGGUCGGACAGCAUUGCACCUAGCUGCUUCAGAGGGACAAUCGUUAAUGGUGGAUUUCUUUCUCGAUAUUGCUCAUGUUAAUCCGCUUGUGAGAGACAGGUGGAAUAGGACAGCUUAUGAUGAUGCUUUGUCGUUUGGAUUUACGAAAAUUGCGGAAAAAAUCAAAUCAGCUAUGGAUAAAAUAUCUGGCGGAUUCGUGCCGAUAACAAUUCCUCCGGAAAAAGCGCGACAACUACUACCUGAAAAUGGUGAUGUUUUAAUUAAUUUGCCAGAAGAGGCAAAUGACUGGGAAAAAGAAUUGCGAAUUGUGGUUGAUCGUUUGUCUUGUUUCGAUCACUCAAAUGUUGAUGACGAUUGUGUGACCAGUCCUAGCACUGUUGAGAAUGGCAAUGCAAUAUCUUAUAUUUUGGAAAAAUCAUGUGAAGGAAAUGGUGACGCUAGUGCUCUGGAUGCUGAAAGCAUUUCGGACGGAAACGGCGGUCAAAUCGAUCUUCGCAUAAAAUUUUCAGACUAA